This is a messenger RNA of Meloidogyne enterolobii, 339 nucleotides long. The record is from the annotation of a GenBank genome assembly. Lineage: Eukaryota; Metazoa; Nematoda; Chromadorea; Rhabditida; Meloidogynidae.
AUGUUGUUAAAAUAUUUUUUAAAUAUUUAUAAAAAUUUUAUAAAAUUUAUUUUAAUUAUAUUUUUAUUAAUUAAUUUAUUUGCUCAAGAAGUAAUAUCUGAUAGACUUGGACAUAUAACGUGUUAUAAAAAUAAUGGUUUUGAUUUGGGAAUUGAAGAAGUAAGAUGCUCUCCUUCAUUCCCUUCUAGCCCCACUUAUUGUCUAAAAGCUAAUGUUUAUGAUGGCCGAGUUGUCCGUGAUUGUGCCACUUCAGCUCAGUGUCCUCAGGGAAAUGCAUGUUCUCCAAUAAAUUAUGAAGAAGACGGUACUACUGGUAAAUUAAAUUGUUAUUUGGGUUAA